AUGACGACACCAGGAGUUCCGGCAACUCAACUAGCAUUGUCGCAGACUUCAGCGGACAUUAUGGCGAUCUCGCUAUCGACACGUAUACCAGAAUUUUGGACAGAGCAACCAAGAGCAUGGUACAUUAGGAUCGAGUCUAUACUCGCCCCACAGAAACUUGGGGAUGAAGUUAAAUUCGACAUUGUCGUAUCGAAAUUACCAAAAGAAGUCAUUAUUCAACUAACAGAUUUUCUAGCUAAGCCACCGGACACAGGAAAAUUUCUGGCGCUAAAAACGAAAUUAUUAUCAACAUUUGAAGAGUCCAAAAGUCGACAAAUUGAAAGACUCAUAGGAGAGAUGGAACUAGGAGAUCAAAAACCUUCUCAGCUAUUGCACCGCAUGAGAGAGUUAGCCAGAGAUAAAGUACCGGACGACACCCUGCGAGUGUUAUGGCAAGGUCACUUACCUACAACAUUGAGGGCAAUCCUUACAGUCACUGAAACAAAAGAUUUAGACAACCUCGCCAUGAUUGCGGAUAAUGUUGCGGAGGCCACGCGAGUUAACCACAUCUCUGAGGUCGUUAAUCAGCAAACCUCGAAUAUGGAACGACCAUCAACAAGCGACACGUCUUUAAUUUUAGCGGAAAUAGCAAAAUUAAGCGUCAGAAUGACUAACAUGGAGCAGUCACGAUCCAGACAAAACUACUUUGAUCGUAACCGUGAUAGAAGUGGCUCACGAUCUUCAUCGAGACGCCGUACCCCACAGAACCCCAACUGGUUAUGUUACUACCAUUACAAGUUCCGUCAGAAUGCUCAGAAAUGCGUCCAACCAUGUGCAUGGAAACCAAGUUCGGAAAACUAG
Molecule: messenger RNA, 840 nt
Organism: Bombyx mori (domestic silkworm)
Lineage: Eukaryota; Metazoa; Arthropoda; Insecta; Lepidoptera; Bombycidae
Exons: 1
Coding region: 1-840 (279 amino acids)
Source: RefSeq, a predicted model, not a curated record